This is a messenger RNA of Drosophila yakuba, 1267 nucleotides long. Its product is annotated as gastrula zinc finger protein XlCGF7.1. Gene Ontology annotation, biological process: regulation of transcription by RNA polymerase II. The transcript has 2 exons. The coding region runs from base 155 to 1114 and encodes 319 amino acids. The record is from RefSeq and is a predicted model, not a curated record. Lineage: Eukaryota; Metazoa; Arthropoda; Insecta; Diptera; Drosophilidae. Gene Ontology annotation, molecular function: DNA-binding transcription factor activity; RNA polymerase II cis-regulatory region sequence-specific DNA binding.
UAAAAUCUGUUUCAACGUGUUUUUAAAAUUAUAUGUCAUCGAUAACAGGUUUAAGAAGAACAGGGCGUUCUGUGCCUUACGAAACAUAAAAAGUGCAGAACACAACAGAAACAGAAAAACAUUGUUGCGGUCGAAAUACUUUAGUUUGCAUGUAAUGGAGGAGAUAUGUCGAGUUUGUCUGGAAAGGCCCAAUGGCCUUGUAAACAUCUUUGACGCUAGGCGAAAGACCAGAGUUUCCAUAGCUGAGAUGAUCGCUCUGUGCACUAGGCUUCCAACCUGCGAGAGGAGCUACCAGUUCUACUGCCAAGUCAGGGACGAAGGAAUCGAAGAGGCACUUUGCACCUUGAUUGAAGAAGAGGACUGGGAGUUUUCAAAAGACCAUAUGGAUGCGUCUGAAUCCGAGGAUGAUGACGUGAAGAACAACAGGAAGGAUGCCUCAUUAGACUGCCGCCAAUGUCCGAAAAUGUUCAAGCGAAAAGCUGCUAGACUGCGACACAUGAGCUCCCACUUGGGUAAAAAGCCCUCCUUUGUUUGUGAUCACUGCCUAAAGACGUUUAUACGUAAGGACCUGCUCAAGUUUCACAUAAACACACACACGGGAGAGCGACCGUUUGUCUGUUCCCACUGCUCCAAGUCGUUUGCCCAGAAUUCCACAUUGCAGUCCCAUAUUCGAACACACACUGGCGAAAGGCCCUACAAGUGUCCCCAGUGCUCCAAUACCUUUGUAAAAUCAUCUGAUCUCCGGCGGCAUAUCCGCACUCACGACGACGUACGGCCCCACAGGUGUUUGGAGUGCUCAAAGUCGUUUUCAAGGAAGGCACACCUCCAGGAUCACAUGCGCUGCCACACGGGCGAACGACCGUUUCCCUGUCCUCAUUGCUCGAAGACCUUUGCCUUGAAUUUCACUCUUCAAAACCACAUCCGCACCCACACAGGCGAGCGACCAUACAAGUGCUCCCACUGCUCGAAGUCCUUCAGUUUGGGUACCACCCUUAAGAAUCACAUCCGCACUCACACCAGAAAAAAUGAAUUCAAGUGCUCUGAGUGCAAAAUGUCAUUUGGCCAAAAAAAGGGCCUGCGUAAACACCUUCUUAAGCAUAAGAAAUCGAAUUAAUGAAACUUGUUAUUAGGAAAAUACAAAAAUAUUAACUUAUUGUGAUAAAUAUUUUGAAUUUUCAACAUCGAUAAUAAAUCGAUUUAGAGAAUGGCAGAAGACAGGGUGCCCAGUGUACUGUGCACAUUGUAAACAAUGUAAACUCUUGGUUUA